Molecule: messenger RNA, 1293 nt
Organism: Penicilliopsis zonata CBS 506.65
Lineage: Eukaryota; Fungi; Ascomycota; Eurotiomycetes; Eurotiales; Aspergillaceae
Exons: 2
Coding region: 71-1198 (375 amino acids)
Biological process (GO): heme biosynthetic process
Cellular component (GO): cytosol
Molecular function (GO): porphobilinogen synthase activity; zinc ion binding
Source: RefSeq, a predicted model, not a curated record
AAGCGAGGGAAAAGAUCUUACAGUCUUAAAACACUCCAAUUUUGAGUAAUUGGCAUACUUAUAUAACACCAUGUCUUUCUCUAACCUUGUCUCUGAUAUUGCCCUGAGAGAUGCCCACCCUGAUGAUCGCAGUUCACAGAUUUCCCACGCGCGAUCACAGGUCACUGCUCGGUCAUACACCAGCACAACAGCAACAAGCGUUAGCAUCUCAGGUGAUAUUUCAAGCCAGCUUCAUGCCGGAUAUAGUCAUCCAUUGAGUCGGUCAUGGCAGGCCGAAAGACAAUUAACUAAGGAAAUGCUAAUAUUCCCGCUCUUCAUUACUGAUAACCCUAAUGAAGAAACCCCAAUUCCGUCCCUUCCCAAUCAAUAUCGCCGUGGGUUGAACCGCCUUGUUCCGUUUCUCGCUCCGCUCGUCCAGAAAGGGCUACGCUCAGUUAUUCUGUUUGGUGUCCCAUUGCAUCCUUCUGCUAAAGACGCACUGGGCACUGCUGCCGAUGACCCGGCUGGCCCAGUCAUCCAGGCUAUACGACUUUUGCGGUCAAGGUUCCCAAAACUUUACAUUGUGGCCGAUGUCUGUUUGUGCGAGUACACGUCACACGGGCAUUGCGGUAUUCUUCGAGAGGAUGGCACUCUGGACAAUGCUCAGUCUGUCGAUAGAGUUUCGGAUGUCGCUCUCGCGUAUGCUACAGCUGGAGCACAUUGUGUAGCUCCGUCGGAUAUGAAUGAUGGUAGAGUACGCGCCAUCAAACUCAAAUUGAUUGAAGCCGGCCUCGCCCAUCGUGUGCUUUUAAUGUCUUACAGCGCAAAAUUCAGUGGCUGUCUAUAUGGCCCUUUCCGUGACGCUGCUGGCUCAUGCCCGUCCUUUGGCGAUCGAAAAUGCUACCAGCUGCCGCCAGGUGGUCGUGGUCUUGCUCGCCGUGCGAUACAACGAGAUGUUGCGGAGGGUGCAGAUAUCAUUAUGGUAAAACCCGCAAGUAGCUACUUGGAUAUUAUCCGAGAUGCAAGGGAACUAGCGAAAGAUAUGCCGGUUGCUGCCUAUCAAGUGAGUGGCGAAUAUGCAAUGAUUCAUGCCGCAGCCAAAGCUGGUGUUUUUGAUCUGAAAGCUAUGGCUUUCGAAAGCACAGAAGGCAUUCUAAGGGCUGGUGCGGGAAUCGUAGUGAGCUAUUUUGUACCUGAGUUUCUUGACUGGCUUUCUUAGUCUGUUUAUUCUGCGUGUGUGCGUUCUACUUGUCCUAUUGCUCUAUUUUAUGAUUUAAAGUAGAAUAUAGUACAAUGCAAUGAUCAACUUUUUUG